Rhopilema esculentum is the source of this 1725-nucleotide messenger RNA. RefSeq names its product ADP-ribosylation factor-like protein 3. The record is from RefSeq and is a predicted model, not a curated record. NCBI's taxonomy places the organism in Eukaryota, Metazoa, Cnidaria, Scyphozoa, Rhizostomeae, Rhizostomatidae. Gene Ontology annotation, molecular function: GTP binding; GTPase activity.
CUUAAGGUGAAACAAUAUUCUAAAGGGGAGGGGAGAACAACGGCAACAAGUAAACAUUCGUAAAGUUAGAUAUGGAUAAACUCAAAAGCAUUUCCCUCACGAAAAAGGCAAUCAUUGCGACAUCUGGUAUUGCAGCAAUAUCAAUUGGUGCUUACUUUUUGUACCGGAGGCUUAGGAGAGGAGAGAAUGAUUUGGCAGAAAAAAGGCCAAAAAAGCAAAUUGUUACUGACCACCAGCCAAGUGAAAAUUUUGAUGAAUAUGAAGCUGCAAGUGGCAAAAAAGUUCUUGUUCUUGGAUUAGAAAAGUCAGGCAAAUCCUGUCUCUUGGCUGCCAUGUUAAAUGAACAAGCACAAAAGGAAUACCAACCAACCCUUGGUUUCAAUGUUAUCUGCAUAACAAACAUCAAUAAAAGACUUGAUAUUAUGGAAAUUGGUGGGUCAGCAAGGUACAAGGAGUAUUGGGACAGAUUUGUCAAUGGUACAGAUUUGCUUGUAUAUGUUAUUGACUCUUCAAAUACCAGCUCACUUUCAGACACCUUGGUUGCCUUAGAAGAUACAUUAAAACUAGAAGCCUUAUUGGACAUUCCUGUUAUCAUAGUGUUUAGUAAAAGAGAUAAAGACACUUCCGUUCCCAUCAGUGAUUUGAUUAGCCAAAUAAAACAAAAAGAGUUUGAAAAUGAAAGAUUUCAGUAUGCAACAGUGCAAGUUCAAUGUGGAGGAGCGCCAUCAACCGAAGGUGUUGAGAAUUUGCAGGAACAGAUGACACAGUUAUGCUGAAUUCAUAGUUCUUCUUAGCACUCGCAUAAUUACACUGCAUUCGUCUUUUUAUGUAUAUUUUAAGCAUAUUUGAGGCACAUUUUACAAAUUUUGCAACAUUGUGUUAGGAAACUCUGUAAUGAUUUUUUUGGGCAUAAACUAACACUGAAAAGUGUAUAUGUAGAAAUUUUCUUCAAUAUUCUCAAUAUUCUGAAUAAAGCUUUCUACCAAAUUGGAUAGUUUAUUCAUGUGUUUCAGAAUUAUAACAAGCUAUGCAUUAAUUUUUUGAAAAAACACAAGGUAACUCACCAAGGAAGUUUUAUUAUAAUAAUUUUGACAAACCUAAGAGCCCCUGCUACAAGUUCAAGAGUAAAUUUUUCAAAUUUUCUUAAAGGUUUUGUUUGUGAUUUGAUUUAAAUUGAUUUAAGAUAUCUUGACAACUUAAGUUUAUUUAUUUUCUAAUAAUAGGGAUUUCAAGCCAAAAUGCAAUGGUCAGUUUCUCUUGGAAGGUGCUUUAUCUACCUCCUUUAUUUCUAGGUAUAAAAGUGGAUGAUUUCAGAUGCAAAUUUUAUUCAGAAUUAAACCUUCAAUUAAAACAAUUUGUUUGCAUAUGUUCCAAAAAGUUUGGCACUACCAUAGAAAAAUCCGUUGUUUUGCUCAAUACAACACAUAGGGAUGGAACCAAAAACAACCAAGAAUCUUUUAUCUAAUUUUAAAUGAAUAUUUUUCAAUUAGAUGAAAUAUUGAAGGGUUUUUUUGAAGUGGAUGGUAGUGUCAUAUUACUUAAACUAUGCUGUAGUUUUUAUUGGGAGUUUUGUUGGGAAAAAGGUGUUCCAAAAUACGAAUUUCGGUACGUGAGGUAGACUUGUACUUGGGAGAAGGAAGAAGUUUCUUAAGAGAUUUUAAAUUUUUUGCUUAAUUUGUAGAACACUACUGUAAUGUUUCACAAAAAGUGAGUAGAAAUGUCUUA